Molecule: messenger RNA, 1050 nt
Organism: Haliaeetus leucocephalus (bald eagle)
Lineage: Eukaryota; Metazoa; Chordata; Aves; Accipitriformes; Accipitridae
Gene: CATIP
Product: ciliogenesis associated TTC17 interacting protein
Exons: 9
Coding region: 1-1050 (349 amino acids)
Biological process (GO): actin filament polymerization; cilium organization
Source: RefSeq, a predicted model, not a curated record
AUGUGGGCACCCUGGCCGGAGGAGCUGGAGCGCUGCCUGUUCGCCGAGACGCUGGAGGUGGUGGCCGCAGGCGACCAGCCACGGGACCGGGCCGGGGGCCAGCGGUGGGUGGCAGCCCGGUGGGCACCCUACGAGCGGGCGGGAGAGCCGGUGCGGAGCUGCCUCCUGGUGCAAGCCGGCACCCGCAGCAGGCAGGACGGCGUGCCCGGCUCCAGCACCCUCAUAGCCUAUGUGACCCCGCAGCUGGAGACCCUGGAGCAGGAGGAGCAGGAGCGCCUGGAGCUCAGAGCACACACAGUGGAGAGGAGGACCCAUAUGGUGAGCCACCAGCAUGGGAUGACUGUCACAAAGACCCUCCGAGAGGGAGAGGCAGAGCCACAGUGCUGGAGCUUCUCCUACGGCCGGGACAAGAUACGGGGGCUGCUGCCGGAGGGUGCCAGCCUCCUGCUGCUGCGGGUGCUGGCAUGCCAGCAGGCAGUGCCCUCCGGCCUCAUCUUCCCGGCCAUCGACACUGAGGGCCACCUCUGCACCUCCAGCUACCGUGCCCUGGGCAUCCAGCGGCAGGCAGUGGGCUCAGUGGAGGCAGAGGUGUUUGUGAUCGAGCGAGCUGUGCAUGCCAGCACAGGCAUCUCCACCGUGUGGCACAGCAGCUUCCUCCCCAGCGGGCGUUUGGCCCGUCUGGUGCAGGUCGGCUGCCCGAUGCUGGUGCUUCUGCAGGAUGAGUCCGUCCUCGGCAAGACAGGUGCGGUCGAGCCCCCACCCCCCUUCCCCAAACAGCCCCUGGACUGGGAGGAGGACAUCCAGCUCUGCUCCUGGUUCCUGGACAGGAAGGAGGAGCUGCAAGCGUCCCACGCCACCUACAUCCAGCAGCACCCCGAGCUCCGGGUGCUGCUGGCUGACUUCCUCCAGGCCCUGCUCCUCCAGCAGCCCUGUGACCCCGUCUCCUUCGCUGCCCAAUUCUUUGCCCGCCAGCAGCCCCCCACGACCCCCUUUGCCUCCACCGUGGCUGCCAGCCCCCCGCCUUGCCACCCUCCGGCUAAUGGGGAAUAA